AUGCGAUCAUUGUCUGAAUCGAUCGGCAAGCCACCAAUUAUCGUUGCAAAGUUGGUCUCCAAAUGGCGUCUGGUGUGCCUGCUCAGUGAAAUCCUGGCAUUGGCCUAUAUGGGCAUUAUCAUUCAGCCGGGCUACAACGAGAGUACGCGUAUCUCCGAGAACGCAUUGCUUCCGGCACUGGUCACCGAGCGAUUCACUUCUCAUCAACGCAUUUCUGCGUUCCUGAAAGGACUACACGCUACAGGCAACGUUGCCGAAUACAUCAAAAAGCAGUUGCAGGCGUACGGCAUCUUCACACAGAUGUUACACUUUGAAGCGACUCUCCCCGGAUUUAACAAUUCUGGGACGAACGUUUUGGGCGUUGUUCGUGCUAGCCGGUCAUCAUCAGUUGAAGCAAUUCUUAUGGCAGUAAAUAUGAAUGAUAUGGAGGCAUUGGCUGUAGCGAUGGCUCUAGCAACUUAUUGUCGAGAACAGGUGUAUUGGGCGCGAGAUAUUCAUUUCGUUUUUGUGGACAAAGGAUUAGUCGGGAUGACUGCAUUUUUGGACGAGUACCACGGGCAUCGCCAUCCAUUUUUGCGUGUGGAAAAGCUGCAGUUCCAUAGCGGAGCUGUGGUUGGCGGAUUUGCACUCAAAACAACUGGGACAGUGUUUGAUACGCUGAAUGUUGAGCACAAUAUGAUGAAUGGCUUAUUGCCAAAUUUGGAUUUGCUCAAUUUGAUGAUCAAGUUGGCUGACAAAUUUGGCCUCGUUCCGGAAGUUUUCGAAUCUGCGCAUCAAGGAUCUUGGUGGGAUCUUGCUGAAUUGACAAGCAGUGCAGUACUUAGCCAGGCAUUUAACGAAAAAGAAGGAUUACAUAGCGUUUUCGGAUCCUAUGGUAUACAAGCGGUCACAAUACAUGCGCAGAACGUUUUUGAAGGCUAUGUGACGUUAACAGAUCUAGCACGAAUUUGCGAAGGCGCCUUAAGAUCACUAAACAACAUACUGGAGAAAUUUCAUCAGUCGUACUUUCUUUAUAUAAUGACAGGCACGCGACGUUUUUUGUCGGUAGCAUAUUACAUGCCAGCUCUCGGUUUCGUCUUGUUUCCGCUAUUUGUACUGGCACUUCGUGAUUGGUUUAGCAUGAUCGAGUUCAAAUUUUCAAACUCAUUUUUGUUACUUCACGUGAUCGGAAUUGUCGAGUACUGUGUUAUCAGAAGUGUCGCUACAAGUGAGGAGGAAGUUGUUUCAUUGAGAUUUUUAUUUUAUUUGGAUUACUGUCUUAUCUUCGGUUCUUUAUCGUUGCUGAAUUUUUCGUUGGCGUUGUUCAUUUCUCUGAUUGCCGUCCCGCUGAUAAUUCUCUUCACAGCGGUAGGCAUCAGUAAUCGGCUAAUAAAUCGAUCGAAAGCUGUCUUUGGUUUCUUAUUACAUCCAAUUGCUCUGCAUUUAUUCUGUUACUAUUUUCUAUAUAAUGUUGUUCCGACGAAAGCAUACGUGGAGCAGUUAGUGACAGAUCUCAUCACAAAUCAUCUCUUGUUCGGAAGUUUUCUUUUUCCGUUUAUUUUCAUUUGCUUAUUACCCCUAUGGAAUUUAUUAAUCUUAAUUUCGUCUUCAGCAUUUUCUUAG
Molecule: messenger RNA, 1602 nt
Organism: Gongylonema pulchrum
Lineage: Eukaryota; Metazoa; Nematoda; Chromadorea; Rhabditida; Gongylonematidae
Source: the annotation of a GenBank genome assembly